Arvicola amphibius (Eurasian water vole) is the source of this 639-nucleotide messenger RNA. Its product is annotated as thymidylate kinase-like. NCBI's taxonomy places the organism in Eukaryota, Metazoa, Chordata, Mammalia, Rodentia, Cricetidae. The record is from RefSeq and is a predicted model, not a curated record. Gene Ontology annotation, biological process: dUDP biosynthetic process; dTDP biosynthetic process; dTTP biosynthetic process. Gene Ontology annotation, molecular function: dTMP kinase activity; ATP binding. Gene Ontology annotation, cellular component: cytosol; nucleus; cytoplasm.
AUGGCUUCGUAUAGGGGGACGCUAAUUGUGCUGGAGGGCGUGGGCCGUGCUGGCAACACCACGCAGGGCCACUGGCUGGUGACCGCGUUGUGCUCCUCGGGCCACCGAGCCAAAAUGCUGCGUUUCCCUGAAAGAUCAACAGAAACCAGCAAGCUCCUGAAUUCCUACUUAGAAAAGAAAACAGAACUGGAAGAUCACUCAGUGCACCUGUUUUUUUCUGCAAACCGCUGGGAACAAGUGCCAUUAAUUAAGGCGAAAUUGAACCAGGGUGUGAACCUUGUUUUGAAUAGAUACGCCUUUUCUGGAGUCGCCUUCACUAGCGUCAAGGAAAAUAUUUCCCUGAAUUGGUGCAAACAAUCAGACGUGGGCCUUCCCAAGCCCGACCUGAUCCUGUUCCUUCAGUUACAAUUGCUGGAUGCUGCAGCACGGGGAGAGUUUGGGCUUGAGCGCUAUGAGACCGGGACUUUGCAGGAGCAGGUUCCGCUGUGUUUCCAGCAGCUCAUGAAGGGUGAAAACCUGAACUGGAAGGUGGUUGAUGGUUCCAGAAGCAUUGAGGAUGUCCAUGAAGAAGUCCGUGUCCUCUCUAAGGAUGCCAUCCACAGCGAUGCACAGAGUCCGCUGGAGGAACUAUGGAAAUAA